This is a messenger RNA of Emiliania huxleyi CCMP1516, 967 nucleotides long. RefSeq lists its product as hypothetical. Lineage: Eukaryota; Haptophyta; Isochrysidales; Noelaerhabdaceae. The record is from RefSeq and is a predicted model, not a curated record. The coding region runs from base 1 to 750 and encodes 249 amino acids. The transcript has 2 exons.
AUGUCUGACGUCGAUGCCUACGCCUUCCUCUACUACGCGCAGUACGUCAAGUACAACGAGCGGGCCGCGAGCGAGGCCGCAGGGAGUCCGCUGGUGCUGAGCAGCGUCGAGAGCAUGAUCUUUGGCAGGCCCGCCAGGUGGGGCGAGAGUAUCAACGUCGUCACGUUCCUCUGCCCACCGGCGGCGUGCGAGGAGGAGUCUGGCGUCGUGCGGCUGCUGCACGCGUGGGUUGCCGAUUCGUCGGAGGACUGCAGCAAGCCCGACGUGUGCAACACGAGCGUCAUGAGCUACUCCAAGCCUCCCGGCGCGGCGCUCGCCGGCCUCGACGUCCCGCGGCCCGGCCACCCGCUCUACCGGCCGCUGAUGGCGUGCCUGCGCGAGAACCGCACGCCCACGCCACAGUUUGCGCGCUGCGAGCCGCUGGCCACGUCCCGCCAGCGCGAGCUGUGCGUGACUGUGCACCCCGACGCAAUCGGGUGCGGCGGGCGGCUGCAGCCCUCGUGGGCCUUCGACCUCUUCGAACGGCAGCGCACCGCCAUCAUCGGCGGGCAGUCCGCGCUCAAGUACGAGGACGCCUUCACCUUCCCAAAGGCGCAGCACGGGAUGCCCUCCCCCUCGAGCGUCAUGCACGGCGUCGCAUCGCACCGAGACGCCCCCCCGCCCAAGCCGCUCGACCUUGGUGUGGUGCGGCGCGUGCCCGAGCCGCAGGAGCCGCGGCGGGCGCUGCCGCGGCGGCACUCGCUGGGGUAGAGCUAGGGGUAGAGGUGUGCGAGGUCCGCGAGGCGGGGCGGACCCGGGAGCCGGGUGAAUCCCGCUUUUACAUGCCAUCGUACCCCCCGCCGCCGUACCGGUAUUCGGAUGCAGCUGAUUCGGACGUGCUGUCGUGUCUUGGUGGGGGGGCGCGGUACGCUGGAUGAUCGCGAGGCUACGUGGUAUGUAUGUAUGUACUGAAGAACAGUGGUUAGGU